Messenger RNA from Symbiodinium pilosum, 189 nucleotides. The record is from the annotation of a GenBank genome assembly. NCBI's taxonomy places the organism in Eukaryota, Dinophyceae, Suessiales, Symbiodiniaceae.
AUGGUGGAGAUCAUGCAACGUGACAUGGACCAGGAGAUGGAGCCAGCCGAUGAGGACGCUGCAGCGGAGGGGGAGUCCAAGAAGAGAAAACGGGAAGAGGUGGAAGAUGCGCCGAUGCCAGAGGCCGUGGUGGAUGAGGUGGAGGAGCUAGCAGAAGUGGGCGAGACCUCGACUGCUGCUACUGCCUGA